This is a messenger RNA of Sinocyclocheilus grahami, 3025 nucleotides long. Its product is annotated as peroxisome proliferator-activated receptor gamma coactivator-related protein 1-like. Gene Ontology annotation, cellular component: nucleus. Gene Ontology annotation, molecular function: transcription factor binding; RNA binding. Gene Ontology annotation, biological process: positive regulation of transcription by RNA polymerase II. NCBI's taxonomy places the organism in Eukaryota, Metazoa, Chordata, Actinopteri, Cypriniformes, Cyprinidae. The transcript has 11 exons. The record is from RefSeq and is a predicted model, not a curated record. The coding region runs from base 55 to 2661 and encodes 868 amino acids.
AUCACGUGACUCACCCGGCGGCGCCUCGUGUGCAGCGCUUCUCUCCGAAUCAAAAUGGCGGCGCCGCAUGGCGUAAAACCGAAGGAUUUAAAGUGUGAUAUUACGGACCGUACAGCAGCACAGGCGCACCGCGACUCUCAGGUUGAAUUUGGAAAUCCCGAUGUUCCCGUCUUCGAGCUGGACGUCGGAAGGAUCUCCGAUGCGCUUCACGGAAGCCUGGAUCCGUCUAUUUUAUCCAUCUUUCAGGAGAAGAUGCUGACGGAUAGCGUUGAGAGCGAGGCGUCGCUGCUGUCCGCUCUGACCGAGAUGUUGGAUAGCGUGGACGUCGAGACGCUUUCGCCGUUCGACACGCUGCCGGAUGCGGAGAUUUUCGCAGCUCAGAAGGGUUCCGACCACACGCUCAGGAAUCUGCUUCAUUUCAGCCAGACGUCUCCGGAUCGGCCCAAAAUCUCUCGAUCACCAGCCGCAAAGUCAGGAAGAGAGGUCGUGCUGUCAGACAGACAGUUGAGACCCCGUCGCCAUUCAGUGACCCAGACUACACCGCGAGACGAGCGUGAGAAGAAGCGCCGCUCUGUGAGAGUCUUCCGGAUCGAAUCCGACCCCAUAUUCCCACAGGACGGACACGAGUUGCUUGCAGAUUUAGUGAGACACAUGCAUCCGUACUGCGUCAGGACGCACCUGGAGAAAGAGACGCGCGUGUCUGCGGCGGCGGAGGAGGAGGAGGAGGAGGAGGAGUUUGUUGAUGUAGAAGGUUACGAGGAACACAUGCUGGACCAAUCAGGACACGGACCAGACUUGAAGCCAAAAGCAGAACCAAAUGCACAGAAGACCGACAGCCAGGAAGAAAAAGUCACAUCUUUAGGACGAAACGUUAAGAUGACGCCUGAACGCAGCGCUUUAGUCAAAACCAGCGGUGUGAAGAAAACGGUGACUUUUGCGUUUAAUCUAAUCUCCGUUCACGAGAUUCCACCUGAUGAUGAGGAGAUUUCUGAAUCCACGUCCUGUAAAACUGACAUCACUUCCUCUCAGAAGCCCAAAGCGCUCAGUCUAGACCAGUACCGUCUCCUCAGACAGAACAAACAACCUCCGGAGGAGAAACGGAUGGACUUUCGAACCAAAUGGCCUUCGCUUCCCGAGCUUCCCCGGGAGCUUCCACCAAUCCUGCACAAGCUGGAUCCGAACACACCUUCUGGUGAGAUAUUAGCAGCUGUUAAAGUGAAAGCCUCUCCAUCCCCGCCGCAGGGAGUCACACGUCCCUCUCGGAGAGACGGCAGGAAGGCUGUGGAGCUUUGCAUCGACCCUCCAAACCCGGUUUUGGUGCCCUUGAAACCCACACGACGCAUAAACGCAACCCAGACCGCCUCAGACUCGAAACCAGACGUCUGUGUUUCUUGUGAAGAGGUUCGCCUCUCUGAGGUCGUGCCAGUGACGUCUGCUUGCAAACCCAGAACUGAACCGCAGAGCCAGACGGCGUGUGACGGAGACAUCGGAAUUGAGGCCGCUGAUCUGACCAGCCUUUUGGAGCAGUUUGAGACGCAGGGACUAACUCCACCCGCCACACCUCCGCAUCAGAUCUGGAGGCCCCUGGCGUCGGUCAAAGGGACGAAACAUGAAUCCAUCAAGCCGUCGUCCAGCAAAACCAUUCAGAUAAUCGAACCCCGCCCACUGCCGCCCAGUAAAACUCACUCAAAGCCCUCACUCUCCAGCUUCACUCCUGCGAUGAAUCCCGCCCGAGCGUUCCUGGACCACGACUACUGCGGGAUUCAGGGCAGCGAGACGUGUUUCGCGCACACAAACCCGCUGUCUGGUUCGGUGCUGCUGUCUCCUGACAGCUCCCCCUGCAGGAUGGAGGCGUUCGAGGAGGCGGAGUCUCUGAGGGGGCGGGGCUUGCGCUUCUCCUCCCGCUCUCUGAGCCCAUUGGACCGCGGAAGGCUGAAGAGGCGGGGCUAUGAAUGCGGAUACCGGCGCUCCAGUUCCAGGUCAUGCUCCUCGUGCUCUUCAUCAUCUUCAUCAUCAUCUCGUUCCAGGUCUCGUUCGCCACCCAGAACAAGGUGCAGGUCCAGGCCUUCUGGAAGCAGUUCCUCCUCGCGCUCCAGUUCUCGGUCGUCUUCUCGUUCUCCUCCUCGCAAGCGUGGACGCCGCUGCACCAGAUCGUUACGCCGCUCUCGUUCGGGUUCGGGUUCGGGCUCGUGCUCUCCUGAGCCGGACUGGAGAUGGACGAGUCGCAGAGAGAAGGAGCUAAACCGCCGACACGAAGAGGCUCGUAAACUCCGCCAGCAGAAAGCCAUCGAGGAGCGGAGGGUGGUGUAUGUGGGAGGAAUCCGGGGAAGCAUGUCACCGUCGGAUCUCAAAGAUCGAUUCUCGCUGUUCGGGAAGGUGGAGGAUUGCACGGUCCAUCUCAGGAGUCACGGAGAUAACUACGGCUUCGUCACGUAUCACAGCACAGACGACGCUUACGCUGCUAUUGAGAGCGGCGGUAAACUGAGGCGGCCAGACGAGCUUCCCUUCGACAUCUGCUUUGGCGGCAGACGACAGUUUUGUAAAUCCAACUAUGCAGAUUUAGAUUCCAGCCGGGAUGCCGCUCCAGCGUCCAGGAGCCGAUGCGAGGCGUUCGACUUCGACGCGCUGCUCAAACAGGCUCGGAGAGGACUGACGAGUUAGCAGCGCAGAAGAAGAGUUCAGUUCAGUCUACGCCGGUUCACAGCAAUAUUCUGGGUUCAAUACAAGUUAAGCUCUAUUAAGUAAUAACUCAUAUAAAUGAGGAUGGCAGCCGUACAGAUGGUGAAAACUUCUGUUGAAGUGCUUGUGCUUAAAACAUGUUGUACGUAAGAAUGGAGCGGCAUUAAAGAUGAAAUUGUCAUUAUGAAAGGAAAGUCAGCUCAGUUGAGUGGUUAGUGGUUGUCUUCUACAGUGUGUGUAUAUAUAUAGCCUGAGUUUUUUGAAGUGAUACCAAAAGAAUAAAAACCCUGUUCUUCAGCUGGAGUGACGACGAUACUGUACCUGAAUAAAAGUGUUUAUGUAUUAA